AGAAUAUCAAAGCGAAAAUUUUAAACAAAUCCUUCGGCCAAACCAUGCUAUGGACCGUGGAAGUCCAAACACCGGCUUAUGGAGAAGCGGCGUUUUCGCAUCUAUCGCGUAACAGCAUAGCGAUACCCAUCUGCAAAACAGCAGCUGCUUAAAAAGCUACGACGUAAGCUUGCCAAUACCCCCCGCCCUUCCUGUGCAUGUUUAAUCCGCUGGGUCGGCGGAUAAGAAAUUCCUCACCUUGCUGGGCUGAUUCAACGUUCCCCGUGGACGCACAUGCAGAGGUUCGUUUCCGCGGGACACCACACCAUGGUCUGCACAACAGGACUGUAGAUCUGCUUUUGGAUCGUGCUCUCCGUCUCUCGCACUCUCCCACAAACAACAGCAUAUCUGCCCGUUGAGUGGGAGCUGGGCCAGUUGUACAAGAUUUAAUCCGGGGCCUCGGUAUCGUCGCUCCACGUAUAGAGACUUAUCACCAUGGGGAAACAGAACAGCAAGCUCAGGCCGGAGAUGCUCCAGGACCUGAGGGCCAACACAGAAUUCUCAGACCAUGAGCUGCAGGAGUGGUAUAAGGGCUUCCUGAAGGAUUGCCCCAGUGGACACCUCAAUGUGGAGGAGUUCAAGAAGAUCUAUGCCAACUUCUUCCCCUACGGUGAUGCCUCCAAGUUCGCCGAGCACGUCUUCCGUACCUUCGACACCAACGGCGACGGCACCAUUGACUUCCGGGAGUUCAUCAUCGCGCUGAGCGUGACGUCACGUGGGAAGCUGGAGGAGAAGCUCAAGUGGGCCUUUAGCAUGUAUGACCUGGAUGGCAAUGGCUACAUCAGCAGGGAGGAGAUGCUAGAGAUUGUUCAGGCGAUCUAUAAGAUGGUUUCCUCGGUCAUGAAGAUGCCGGAGGAUGAGUCGACGCCAGAGAAGAGAACAGACAAGAUCUUCAGGCAGAUGGAUCUGAACAAUGAUGGCAAGCUGUCCCUGGAGGAGUUCAUCAAAGGUGCCAAAAGCGAUCCUUCCAUCGUGCGACUCCUGCAGUGCGACCCCAGUAGCGCAUCGCAGUUCUGAAGAUAUCCCUCCCUCCUGGAACACACACACACUGCAUGAAGGUUCCUGUCGUUUUGUGUAUCAGAGGGAAGGGAGUUUUUUUUGAAAAGAAGCAUAAUCAUUUUACGGAAAAAAAAGAACGUAGAAAACCUGCCAAGAUUUGAACUGUCAGUUGUCUGUCGCGCAUCACUCCUCUGUGAUGUCACUGGAGUCGUUGGAGCAGAGUGUCUCGGCUGGAUUGGAUGGGAUCAGAGUGGGAGGAGCUCUCAGCUGGCCAGUGGUGCUUUGAGUUGUUUUUAAGUUUGAUUUCUUCCCUGAAAGCACAGAUUUACUUCCACUUUUUAUACUCAUUUUUAAGUGUCUCUCCGUCUGUCCACACAAGUGGGUAUGUAUGAAAAUGCAGGCGUUUAUGAACAGACUGUAUCAUUGAUUUUAGUAAUGACAGUAUUUAUUAAAUUUAUUUCCUUGUCUCUGAGCCAGUAGACAUGAGUGGGAGACAGGUCCUGGAAGAGAAUGCUGGGGUUUCCCCUGAGUGCAACAUAAUAUGAAUCCUUGAUGGAAUUUAAAAUCCAGUUGUGCUGUUGGAUUUUGUGUAUUUUUUGUUGUACGUUUUCUUGUGAAUAAUUAUGUUUUCUUUGUCAUUUGAGGAAGGAGACUGCCCACAUGACUUCUCUGUGUCCAUGCCAUUGCUGUUUGGACAGAAUGUUGAAGCUCCAGGGCUUUGCACUGAAACAUGGGAAAUAUUUCAAAAAGGAUUUUUUUUACACAGAAAAAAGGACAGAUGGAUCAGACAUAGUACUGGAGAGCAUGUGUGUGUGUGUGUGUCUGUGUGUGUGCGCGUGCGUGAGCUGGUGUGUGUUUGGGUUAAAGAUACUGCAUGGUAUCCUUGUCAAACUAUGUCACACAACUACAAGCAUCCAAAUUUUAAUUUUAGUAUAACUUCAAGCGGUGAUAUCCUAGUAUUAGUGACAUGUGGCAUGAAGUAUGAAAGUGAUAACUUUUACUUCUUUAUACAGCAUUAAAUUGAAAAGGACAUUAAGGCAGUGGACUCAUUUUCCCAUGUUCAUCUCACCACUGAGUCAUGCUCUUUUUAGGUUUUCAAGAGAGGAGAAAAAUCACCCCACUUGUAAACUUGUCACUUGUAAAGGCUGAUUACUGUUCUUCAACAGAGAGUGUGCCCAAAAAAGUCUCUUCUUGUCUCUGCUUAACCUGUUUGGUCUCAUAACAAAAUGUCUGUAGUUGUAAGUAGGCCUCACUGUGGAUAGCACUGAUGAUCCAGGCUGUAUUUAUUCUCAGUGUGAGGUCUGCAACGCAGUGGGUAUGCGUUUGCUCACAGCAAGUUUGCACUGAGUUCUGUCACAACUAUAUGGUGAUUAAAUUGUACUAUGUCUUUUUUCAGCGAAUGAAACCCUGGACGUCAUGUAUAUCCCCUUUUAUCAAUCAGGAAUAUACCUGUGUGCUUGAAAACCAGUUUGUGUCAUU
Messenger RNA from Megalops cyprinoides (Indo-Pacific tarpon), 2517 nucleotides. RefSeq names its product hippocalcin-like protein 1. Gene Ontology annotation, molecular function: calcium ion binding. The record is from RefSeq and is a predicted model, not a curated record. The transcript is spliced from 5 exons. The coding region runs from base 475 to 1056 and encodes 193 amino acids. NCBI's taxonomy places the organism in Eukaryota, Metazoa, Chordata, Actinopteri, Elopiformes, Megalopidae.